UGCCCCGCGCUGCUAUCAUGGCUGCUCCCAUGUACCUGUAUUCUCACAUGGGACGCUAGUCUUGCGGGUGUCUUCACGGUACCUGUGGCCACUAGACGCCGGCGACUCUGGUCCCUCCUCCUUUCGCUUCCUCCUGCCCCGUGGGACCCUCGCGGCACCCCGUUUUGGGUAUAGUGAUGCCGGGAGGGAUGUGGACGCCGGAGCUGGCGCUUCUGAGAGGCUUCUCCACGGAGGCGGAGCGGCUGUCCUGGAAGCAGGCGGGCAUCUGUGGCUCAGAUGUUGGCGUUUUCUUGGACUUGCUGUUAGAAGGGAGCUAUGAGGGCAUGUUCUUACAUUCAGUGACCCAAAAUAUUUUAAAUUCAACAACGGUGGCUGAAGAAAAGAUUGACAGCUACCUGGAGAAACAGAUAGUAAAUUUCUUGGAUUGCUCGACGGAUUUGGAAGAAAUUGAAAGACAGCAGCUGGUAUUCCUACUUGGUGUGAGCAGCCUGCAGCUUUUUGUUCAGAGUAACUGGACUGGGCCUCUUGUGGACUUGCACACUCAGGAUUUCUUACCACCUGUUCUGUUUGAACAGUUUAGUGAGGUCAAAGGACUGGAUGCUGUUAUUCUGGGCCUGCUCAUUCUAGAUGGUGAAUCUGUCUACAGCCUGACCUCAAAGCCCAUACUGCUGUUAAUAGCACACAUCAUCCUAGUGAACGUCAGACAUAAGUUAACAGCUCUCCAGAGCUUGCCAUGGUGGACUCUGAGAUAUGUGAAUAUUCACCAACAGUUGCUUGAGGAGCGUUCGCCUCAGCUUUUCGCUCUUGCUGAAAACUGUAUUGAUCAAGUGAUGAAACUAGAGAAUUUAUUUGAAGGUAAUUCAGGUCGACUUUUAGCUAUUCAGUUCCAUCUGGAAAGUGCAUAUGUAUUUUUAUAUUAUUAUGAAUAUAAAGAAGCAAAAGACCGAUUCAGUACUGCUAAAGACAUGAGCAAGUUACAGGUUAAUCUGACAGGAGCAUUGGGAAAAAGGACACGAUUCCAGGAAAAUUAUGUGGCACAGCUGAUUUUAGACGUCAGGAGAGAAGAGGACGCCCCUUCUAGUCAUGAGUUCAGCCCAACACCCACCCCCCAGGAAUACCUUACCAAGUUCAAAAAGAAGCAAGCCUCCCAUGGAUAUCAACAAAGCGUGGCAUAUCAAAUUUUGAAUCUUGAGCUCAACGAUGAUACUGUUCUGAAUGAAAUAAAGUUAGCAGACAGUGAGCAGUUUCAGAUGCCUGACCUGUGUGCUGAAGAGCUUGCUGUCAUCCUUGGAGUCUGCACAAAUUUCCAGAAGAACAACCCAGUUCACAAGCUCACAGAGGAGGAGCUACUGGCCUUCACAUCCUGUUUACUGUCACAGCCAAAGUUCUGGGCCAUUCAGACAUCAGCCUUGAUCCUCCGGACAAAGCUCGAGAGGGGAAGCACACGGCGAGUGGAACGGGCAAUGAGGCAGACACAGGCUCUUGCAGACCAAUUUGAAGACAAAACUACAUCUGUACUGGAACGUCUGAAGAUUUUCUAUUGCUGUCAGGUACCCCCUCACUGGGCUAUUCAGCGCCAGCUUGCAGGUUUGCUCUUUGAGUUGGGAUGUACCACUUCAGCCCUUCAGAUAUUUGAGAAGCUGGAGAUGUGGGAAGACGUGGUCAUCUGUUAUGAAAGGACUGGGCAGCAUGGGAAGGCAGAAGAAAUCCUUAGGCGAGAACUGGAGAAAAAGGAAACACCGAGUUUAUACUGCUUGCUUGGAGAUGUCCUGCAAGACCACUCCUGCUACGACAAGGCCUGGGAGCUGUCACGACACCGAAGUGCUCGUGCCCAGCGCUCCAAAGCCCUCCUCCACCUUCGGAACAAGGAGUUUCGGGAGUGUGUGGAGUGCUUUGAACGCUCAGUGAAGAUCAACCCCAUGCAGCUUGGGGUCUGGUUUUCUCUAGGCUGUGCAUACUUGGCCUUGGAAGAUUACAUGGGCUCAGCGAAGGCGUUUCAGCGGUGCGUGACCCUAGAGCCUGAUAAUGCUGAGGCUUGGAACAAUUUAUCCACUUCUUAUAUUCGAUUAAAACAAAAAGUCAAAGCUUUUAGAACUUUACAAGAAGCUCUCAAAUGUAACUAUGAACACUGGCAAAUCUGGGAAAACUAUAUUCUCACUAGCACAGACGUUGGGGAGUUUGCAGAAGCCAUUAAAGCUUACCACCGGCUCCUGGACCUACGAGACAAAUACAAAGAUGUUCAGGUCCUUAAAAUUCUGGUCAGGGCAGUGGUUAAUGGUCUGGCUGAUCGAAGUGGAGAUGUUGCCUCCAGCCUCAAAGGCAAGCUGCAGGAGUUGUUUGGCAGAGUGACCUCAAGAGUGACCACUGAUGGAGAAAUCUGGAGACUGUAUGCCCAGGUUCAUGGAAACGGGCAGAGCGGCAAGCCUGAAGAGAACGAGAAGGCAUUCCAGUGUCUCUUGAAGGCAUACAAGUGUGAUACACAGACCAAUUGUUGGGAGAAAGAUGUUACAGCGUUUAAGGAAGUUGUUCAGAGAGCCAUAGGACUCGCACAUGUGGCUAUAAAGUGCAGUGAGAGCAAGUCCAGCCCCCAGGAAGCUGUGCAGGCCCUGUCUUCAGUUCGGCUCAGCUUACGGGGUUUGUUAUCCAAAGCGAAGCAAAAUUUUACAGAUGUGGCAAGUGGAGAAGUCUCUGGAGAGCUCGCCAACGAAAUGGCAGCUCUGAAUGCUCUGGAGGCUGAACUGCAGGACCUCAGCAACCAACUCCGGAACCGGUACUGACUGUGCCAGGGACAGCUGUGCAAAGGCACCUUUGCCUUCUCUGAUUCCUCAGUACCUGAGUAUCUGAAACACAAGAUGCUGACUUUUAAAAUAAAUUUGUUUGCUGGCAAACAGGCUUAUUUUGUGAUGCUCUCAGAUCUCUGCAGUUCUGA
This is a messenger RNA of Microtus ochrogaster (prairie vole), 2929 nucleotides long. It is a transcript of the gene Ttc27, whose product is annotated as tetratricopeptide repeat domain 27. The transcript has 21 exons. NCBI's taxonomy places the organism in Eukaryota, Metazoa, Chordata, Mammalia, Rodentia, Cricetidae. The record is from RefSeq and is a predicted model, not a curated record. Gene Ontology annotation, molecular function: protein binding. The coding region runs from base 177 to 2777 and encodes 866 amino acids.